AUGGGAAUUGUCGUCAGCGAGGAUGCAAAUCGCGGCCGCAACGAACAGCAGAAGAUCAAUGCGAUUGUGGCUGAGAAUGACUACGGGUUGGUCAUGGUGACACUGGACCAGAUCUCUGUCUUUCUGGGCUCGUGGUGGACGACAUCACUUACUGGUCGGAUACAGACAUUCAAAAGCUACGCCCAUGUUCCUAUCACAGAAAUUAUAAACCAAGAACGUGCUUCUCUUGGUGCUCUCGGCUUUUAUUUUGCUGGGAUCCCUGCAUGGGCCAUGUCAACAUGUUUGUCUAUCUGCCGCCAUCACCCCUUGGAGCGCUUGAUUUCCACAAUCCAGAACUUCUUCCCGAAUGAUGACACAGGCUCAAAGCUUGUGAGAGCUUCCUUUACUAUUCUGCAUUCUGCAGCCCGAGGAGCACUCCUCGUCCUCGCAAUGCAGACUUACAUGUACUCUCUACUCCAGUCUCUCCAUCUAAUCCCUCCUACCUCCAUGCCGAGUAUUGGCCACUUUAUGCCUUUCGGCGAAUUCACCUCCAUGCUUCUUCCGAGCUUUCCUCCAGACCUCUCAUUCAACUCUCUGCUCGCCUUUGUCUUGAACAUUAUGAAAACACCUUCUCUCUUUUACAUUUAUGUCUAUCUGCGGCCUGUGAUCGAAGUCCGUCUCUACAGACUGAUUCGCAGACGGUUACCGAAACCUACUAUGACAGAUGAUCUUUCCAUCAAAGUGGCCCUCGACAACGAUCUCAUUGAUUGGAUGGUGCCCACUCUGGGGCGCCGAGCUGUAGAGGAAACACAACGCAGCAGACUUUCUUUGAUGGAAGACUUGUCUUAUGAGCUGGAUACUCUUUGGCAAUGGCUGUCUUCAAGGUUUACUUUCAGCUCACGGCGGGCUUCUCUAGCCCAAGAGGCAGAACACCAAGAUCACCCCGAACCUCCCCAGCCACAAGGUCAUUCGUCUUAUCGAGCCCUAGAUCCAGAGGAACAGCACCGAAGACUGAGAAGCGCGCAGUGGCAUCCUGCCGACCAGUCCAUGUCUACCAACGGGUUCGAUGCACAUUCCAAUGGUGGUCGGAGUGAGAUAUCAAACGAAGAAAAUCAGACCCCUGACGCGGAUAAUAUGGACCUUUUGAGACGCGCAAGGAAUCUUACUCUUUCUACCCGCACGUCAUCCCCGGGCCCAGACGCUCACCAACACGAGGCUGCCACGCUGAACAGAAGCCGAAGGCAAUCACGCUCAGAGACACUUCUCUCUCGUACUCCAUCUCCUACAUCCUCGCAGUCAUCACCCCGGGUCCGCGCACAGUUGAUUCAAGAUUCAGAUGUCAUCGCCAUGCAAUUGGAGCUGGAAAGCCGUCGUUCCCAUCAGUGGAAUGACACCACUGGCAACCAGGCGGACCUUCAGAAUGUUGCUGCCGGACCGGCGGGCCGUCCCCCAAUAUCCGAUCUGCUUGACACAAUUGUAUCUCAGCAAGACGGCCACGUAACGACAAUACUCAAUUCCCAGGCUCCUAAUAAUGAUGGUCUCCAAGGUGUUAUAACCGCUGUGACAUCCUCCAAUCUUGGGGAACCGAUGACAGCCCUAACCCCUGGCCACCAACCAAAUGGCAUACCGACAGACCGAAACGCAACUGAUUCUUCCAUAGAACCAACAACCUCGGAUCCGAUGAAUAUCCUCCCUGACGUUGUAGAAGAACCACCACUCGACGACGCCAGCAACCACUUACCGAAUCAAAUUGACGAAGGCGCCGACUCCGAAAUCAUCCCACACAUGGCCGAUCCCAGCGUCCACCAGAACUCAACAACCGGAACUGUAACAACAACGACAUCCAGCCCUUCCCACAGGGUAACCAUCCUCUCCUCCUUUCCCGUGGACUCUCUAGCCUCCCAUCUAGCGGCCAUGAUCACCACGGCUCUCUUCGCACCCCUCGAGUCAUUCUACCUUCGAUCACUGGCAAAAUCAUACUUUGCUUCCAAAGGAGCGCCAGCCAUUCUCCGAUCCGAUGUUUACCCCCUCGGAGUAUGGGGCGGCGGGCGCUCUAGCUCUAAUACAUUGGCUUAUAUGAGUAAACUGGCUCUUAUGAUGGGACUCCAGGCCGCAGUGAAUGCUUCCGUUUGGGGUAUCAUAUCGGGGGCUGCGAUUCGGAUCGGGAGGAAAUGGUGCGGAUGGGGUACGCUGUAG
Messenger RNA from Aspergillus mulundensis, 2175 nucleotides. RefSeq lists its product as uncharacterized. The transcript has 3 exons. Bases 1 to 2175 code for a protein of 724 amino acids. NCBI's taxonomy places the organism in Eukaryota, Fungi, Ascomycota, Eurotiomycetes, Eurotiales, Aspergillaceae. The record is from RefSeq and is a predicted model, not a curated record.